Molecule: messenger RNA, 918 nt
Organism: Auanema sp. JU1783
Lineage: Eukaryota; Metazoa; Nematoda; Chromadorea; Rhabditida; Rhabditidae
Source: the annotation of a GenBank genome assembly
AUGAUGAGCGAUUAUGGCAAAAAUCUGAAAAUGAAAUCAUCAGAUGUUAUCAUUUACAUUAUUCUCUUCAUUUCCUGCACUUUGCUAUGUAUUGUUAAUUUGGUCAUCGUUGAUUUGAAAGCUGAAAUAGAUGAUAGCUGGAUGAUUUUUGAUGCAAAUAUGGAUGAGACAAAGGCCAUUUCUCAAAAUAUUUUGAGAGAUCUUCAGCAGUUUUCCAUUAAAAAGCUGGAAAAACGUCAGAACUAUUAUGAUAACGCUCAACUCCCGCAAGUGGAAGCUGUAGAAGCGAGUCCGCCUUCUAUCAAACCACAGAACACAGACUGUAAUAAUCAACCAAACUUCUGCCCAGCCGGCCCGCCAGGAGUCAAAGGCCCACCAGGAGAUAGAGGCUUGCUUGGAGAGUCCGGAAAACCGGGAAAUCCGGGACUUGAUUCUGACGAUGUUUUGUUUGAACAUAUGGAUAUGCCAUGCAUGUAUUGUCCCGCUGGAGAACCUGGUUCACCGGGCGUGCGUGGACCUCCAGGUCCGCGUGGGUUGCGUGGAGCAGAGGGUGUUCAAGGUGUUCCGGGCCAUAAUGGAUAUCCUGGACUACAUGGAGAGCCUGGUGAUGUUGGAGACUUAGGAAAAACUGGUCCCGUUGGUCAGAGAGGACGAAGAGGAAUGGACACUCAACAAAAGCGUGGACUGCCUGGACCAAUGGGACCAUCUGGCAAAGCAGGUGAAGCAGGCGAAGAAGGAGAGUAUGGACGAUCUGGUCGUAGAGGCAUUAUUGGAUUACGUGGUAAGAAUGGAUUAGCUGGUGUAGCUGGAAGACCAGGACAUCCAGGAAGACGUGGUGAAGUAGGUGAAGUUGGUAUUAAGGGAUUAGAUGGAUUGUAUUGUCCAUGUCCAGAAUUGAGUGCACAUGUAGAAGCAUGA